Molecule: messenger RNA, 1911 nt
Organism: Diachasmimorpha longicaudata
Lineage: Eukaryota; Metazoa; Arthropoda; Insecta; Hymenoptera; Braconidae
Gene: uri
Product: unconventional prefoldin RPB5 interactor 1
Exons: 6
Coding region: 323-1768 (481 amino acids)
Biological process (GO): negative regulation of transcription by RNA polymerase II; negative regulation of phosphatase activity
Molecular function (GO): chromatin binding; phosphatase inhibitor activity; transcription corepressor activity
Source: RefSeq, a predicted model, not a curated record
UAAAGCAGUCACUGUGUAGACAAACUUUUGUUUGAUAGCUCAUGUCGAGCAACACCUCACGUUAGAAUUUGUUCGAUUUUUCCUUGAAUUUUCGGAGCCACUCAUAACUUCGUCAAUUUAAUUGAUCUAAAUAUUUUUUUAAUCGUUACGUAGAAAAUAACCAUGCAGUGGAGUUGUUGAUUCAUGUGAAUACGGCGUGAGAGGAAGAAGAGAGGUUAUGAAGCCGGUAUUAGGUUAUCUCCUGAUCGAGAACAAUAUUUGUUGCUCAAUAGAUAUAUAUAUUUAUCAACCAGUUAUUUGAUAUUCAAUUAAUAUUUUUAUUAUGGAUUAUGGACAAUUGAAAACAUAUCAGCAGGAGCUUUUGUCUCAGGCUCUCAAUGAGGGUAUUAGACGCAACAAUGAACAAGUGAAAACCUGGAAUGACUACAAGAAGCGCCAUGAGAAAGUACUUGAGGGAUUGGGCAUACUGCCACACGAUUUAUCACUGAACUGCAUGGUGCCAAUGGGUAAACGUGCCCUAAUGCGCGGCAAAUUAGUUCAUACUAAUGAGAUCAUGGUUUGCCUUGGUGAUGGAUACUUUGCCAAAUACAGUGCCUCACAGGCCAUUGCUUUGUGCAAUCGUAGAAUUCAAAAAGCCAAUGAGAUGCUGGAAAACUUGGAGAAAGAGAGAAACUUGUAUGAGAUGAGACAGACUAUUGCGGAUACUUUCGAUGUGUUUGGUGAUAAUAAUAAGAAGGAUUUACAGGAGCACUGGGACAAUGAAAAACUUGAGAAUUGGAGAGACGAGCACAGAAAACGCGAAAAGGAUUACAGACAGAAAUUGGUACAACUGAAAAAUGAGAAGAAAGAAGAGAUAAAAACAGAAGAGGAUUUGUUCAAAAGAUUAGAUGCCCUGGAACUUCAAGAGGAGUUGGAGGACGAAUUAUACAAGUUAGAAGAAGAGAAUCCCGACUUUUACACUCAACAGCCGGACGAUGAGGAAUAUUACGAUGAAUCAGAAGUAGAUUCAGAAUCGUAUUCUUCCGAUUACUCCGAAGAAGCGAUGAAUGAAAUAAUAGAGAAAAAAUCUACUAAAUUAAAUCAUCGUCUUCAAGUAUUGAAUAGUGUGAAUACGUGUCAAUUGAAUACAAGAAACGAUGACAUCCACAGUAGGACAAUAAACUACACUAGUACAAAUGGAAAUGAGGCAUCGCCGGAUGAAUUUCAAUUAUGUGAUUUAGACAAAUCUAAAGGCAGUACUUUAGAUAGAUUAGAAGUGAGGGAAAAAAAGGUGGCAUUUGCUGAGCCACAGGUGAAAUAUUUUAGUAAUGAAGAGGAGAUGGAGGUUAAUACUGAGAAGAGGCGGGUGUCAGUGAGAGAACAGAGAUUAUACGAAUACUCGAAGGAGGACGAUGAGUCUGAGGAUGAGAGCGAUGAGGAUGAUACGAUUAGAAUUUAUAUUACACAUUCGGAUAAAGAAUCUGACGUUUCUAUUAGCGAAGGAACUAACAUUGUGAGUCCUCGUGACAUUUAUAAAUUAAUCCCGGGGCCUAAAUCUAUAUUGAAGAAAACUUUGAAUAAUAGUAGUUGCAGUAAAGAAAUUCCACAGCUAACUGAAGUCACUACUGAGGAAUCCAGUGAAAAUGAGUUGGAGCCAGUAUCUGCGUACAAUACUAUUGUGAAGGAAGUCAAAGAGCACUCAGCACCGAGUGGUCAUGUCAAGACAGUGGAACCCCAAAAGAAAAGAGUUAGUAAAUUCAAAAUGGAACGAAUUGGACCGAAAAAAUGAAUGAUCUUGACAAUACAAAGUGUUUUUGAUCUGCCAAUUCACUGUAUAUUCACUAAGACCCUUCUCUUGGGUAAAUAUAUUGUUAUACAGAAAACACAAAACUACUUAUUUAAUAUAUGAAUCCUUUAUGAAUAUUUGCUCUA